GUCCUUUAUCGCGUUGCAUUGUGGGAGUUACAGUCCGUGCCACAUAUCGGUCUCCAUAACUUUGUACAGUCAGAUCAGAGAGAGGCGCGAGCCGAAGUCCAGCGGGACGGACGGGCGGCACUCCUCCACCGCAGGAUGCUUUACUGGGUACCAAACCGUCUGCCAGAGGAUAACAAGCUCACGGGUUGGAAACGGCAGCCAUAGAGGAAACUUUUAGCUUCUCUUUUAGCUAAUUUGGGAACAGCUAAUGGUUGCGGAGGUUAGCCAGCGAUGCUAACAGGACUUAAAGUGGGAUAAUAAGUGGCAUUCAGCUGGGUUAUUUAAGCUGGGACUCUAUCUGAGCUCUGCAGGCGGACUGGAGGCUCCGCAGCAUGAACAACAACAACCAGAACAUUUGCAUAACAUUGUUGUUAUCUGAUAAGAGCGAUUGUUCUUCGUGAUUCCGCCUUUUUUAUUAUUAAUUAAAUUCCUACUAUGAGGUCGUCAGGAAGUUUCCCAAAGCAGGUGUAUCAUUAAGUUGGGACUAAAGAGCAAAGAAUGCCUGAGGUGGAGGCUUCCAGUUCAUCUCUCGGUUUGGAGGACCCGCAGUGGCUAUGCAUGGUCACCCUGUUCAUCGCAUCCCUGCUCACUUUGGCUAUAUACUUCGUGCAGUUUUUCCAUCCUGGCUUAAUAGGAGGCAGGCAGAGAGGAGCAGCAGGAGCAGCCCAGGAGGAGGAGGAGGAGGCAGUGGCUCUGCUGCGAUGGGCGCUGUCACUGAACAGCUGGAAGAGGCAGUGGAGGGCAGCCUGGUGCAGGGAUCUGAAUGAGGAGGCGACCAGGCGUGGGGAAUCUCUUCUGUUGAAGUUUGAAGAAGAUGGCUUUGAGGCAUCAGAACUCGCCGUCAGGAAGGUUUCCAGCUUCCAGAAGUCGGCCACCAACAAGGCCGCCUCCUGCAGCGUGGUUGGAGAGAAGCUUCAGUUCCUCCUCAGCGUUGGAUCCACAGCUGAUCCCUGUAGAUACACGGCGCGUUUAGCUCCAGUAGAGCUCCAGCUUCAGCUCCACAUGCAGGAAGUCCAAGAUGAGAUCAAAGUGAGCUGGGAAGUGUCCCAUCUGGACGUCGAGGGGCUGCAUGUCGCCCCCAGCCUCACACAGGACUCUGCUAACGCCUGCAGUGCUGCAGCCCUAAAGGAGCGUCUGAGGCAGCUGCUGCGUGCGAGCCGUCCCUCUGUGCUGCUGAGCUGCAGGCCUGCUCAGGCCUCAGAACGCAAGGAAACUCACGGCAAAGUGAUGUCGCCUCCGAAGCCCCCCCGAGCCCACGACUGGAAGCUGCUUGUAAAAAACACCCGCGUCACACUCAAUCAGGAGGAGGAUGCUGCAGGCAGCAUCAAUCCUCUUAGUGUUCUGCAGCUGGAUGAUCCUCCGCAGAGGUUUAGCACAUCUGUUAUGAAGAACACAACCAAUCCUACCUGGGAUCAGCCGUUUGUCUUUGAGUUGAAUGGACGAUCAAAAGAGCUCUGUGUUCAGGUGUUGAAUGACGGUCUUCCUCCAGAAGACUCUUUACUAGGUCAGGUGUGUUUGCCUUUUGAUCUUGUGAAGAAGCACCCCAAAGGACAGCAGACGUUUGCACUAAAGACCAAAGACACAGUGACUGGAUCACUGACUACUGAGUUUACCUAUCUAGAGCCCAGCGAGGUGCGGUCCUGGCAACCUCCAACCCCAGCUGCCAGUAAGAGGGUGGAGAUGGACCGUACCGUCAUGCCUUGUGGCACCGUGGUCACCACCAUCACGGCUGUGAAGAGCAAGCCAGGGCGACCUCUGCCUCUCAACAGCACUGAGCCGACCCUGAAGACGGUCGACAGCAAGGCCAAGCUAGUUGAGCGCAGAGUUUCAGAGCAGGCGUCCAUACUGGGGGGCACAGUGAGCAAGGCCUUAUCGUCCUCUGACACCGAGCUGCUCAUGCUCAAUGGAACAGACCCCGUGGCUGAAGCGGCGAUCCGACAGCUCCACCAGUCGGCCAAGCAGAAGCUCAAAUCGCCAGUGAAGAAGAGCACCAUCAUCAUCUCAGGCAUCGCCAAAACGCCCCUGUCUCAGGAUGACGAACUUUCUUUGAUGGCGGGUUACGCAGCACAGAUGGAUGCCUCGAUGUCCGAGAGCAGCUCCACUCAGGACAUGAACGCGGCCGUCGCAUCGGGUGCCAGCAGCAGUCCUCCUGAGGGGUCCGAGCCCCACAAAGGUCCUGCCGAAGUUGGCCAACCUCCAGAAGACUGGGAGAGUCAAGCUGAGGAAGCGCUGGACAACACAUCCCUGUCCAUGUGUGUAUCUGAGGCCAGCUGUAAGAAAAGCAGAGAGGAGAGCAGUGCUAAGCAGACUUUAUGCCUCGAUGAGGAGCUUACUUCAGAAGAGUGCCAAGCUCUUUUUCCGGCGGCGCCACCAGCGCAAGGAGCCGGGGAUGAGCCAGUCGCACAACGACCUGGUGUACCUGGAGUCUCCUGCGUCGGUGGAGCGGGCCAGCAGGACCGCCACGCUCAGCCGCAUGCUCAUCCGCAAGAGUAAGAGCUAUAAAAACAAGAGUAAAGCUAAUGGCUCUACUCCUGCAGCGGAUCCACAUGUCUGACCCCCCCACGGCGUCGCUUCUGGUCCAUCUCAGCCUACCGUCAUCACCUCCAUGUUAAAGAUGCACUUGCAAACAGUUAGGCUAACCUGCUUCCUCCCCAGCACUGUGAACAGCGGGGCUAACAGCCUUCCUUCUAGCAUUCUAUAGACUGCAUGUGUGUUUACAUGUGAACAGAGGUGUACUGGUUGAUGGCUUUAUAAUAUUUAGCAUGUUACCUUUAAUCAAUUUAUUUUUUACCACAAUCGGGAAUCUUAAGUGCUUUUAUCACCCCGGUUACGGACGGAUGGGACUGAUGCGGGCCGUCUUCCUUUACCUCACCGACGCUGAGGGUCGAACAGAAAACUCUUCCCUGCUGCGAUCCGUACAUUUCCUACGGCGAAUGGGCAGAACCAAAGAUGAGGAGCGGAGUGCUGUUUGUAUGAUUUGCACAAGUCCAGUAGUGUGUUUUCAUUGUGCGAUGAGAGGAGCCACUUCUGCACUCCUUCCUGUUUGAACUAAAGGGAGACCAUCAUCAUUAGACUACUAUUUUAACACUAAUGUUACAGCAUGAUGGUUUGAAAAUGGAUUACAUUUAUACUAAAUACUUGAUAAAAGUUUUUAAUAUUCGUUUGCAAUGUAUGCAAAAAUCUUUAACUCCCUUUUAACUUAUUUAGCCAUGAAUUGAAUAGAAAUCUGUUUCAGUUCACAUGUUGAUAAUGUAGAGUAGAAUAUGGAUUGAAUAUCAGUUUGUAACCUGAACAUGUUUUACAAGGGAGACAUGUAUGGAGUGAAUUUUGUUCCAUUAUUGUUGCAAACAGAUAAAAUGUUUAGUGAAUCAGGAAAUUAAAGUCAAAAAAUGUGUAUUAAUGUUUUGAAUGAAGUUUUAUCAAAUUCUGUUUGUACACACAAUUUUUUUUCAAAAAAUGUUUCUAUAGAUUUUAUAUUUUCAUUUUUUUUUUUUUUUUUUUUCGGAUUGAGUUUUAUGAAUAACAUUUUUUUAUCCACUUGCCUUUCACAGGUCACAUUACUUUUACUUCAAGCCCAUUACAUUCAUUGACAGAUAGCGUUGUUGCUAACGUCUACGCGUACGAAUAGAAAUGUCUCCGCUCCUACAGAGGAAAGUGCGCCCCUUUAGAACUGAAGAGAAUAUGAUCUAAAGAAGAAUGCAGGUCGUAAAACUCAAUCUGAAAAAGAGUAAUAUAAAAAAUUUAUAAAAUUUAUAAAUGUAUAUAUUAAAAA
Cyprinodon tularosa is the source of this 3811-nucleotide messenger RNA. Its product is annotated as C2 domain-containing protein 2. NCBI's taxonomy places the organism in Eukaryota, Metazoa, Chordata, Actinopteri, Cyprinodontiformes, Cyprinodontidae. The record is from RefSeq and is a predicted model, not a curated record. The coding region runs from base 538 to 2532 and encodes 664 amino acids. The transcript is spliced from 14 exons.